Pieris rapae (cabbage white) is the source of this 2132-nucleotide messenger RNA. RefSeq names its product E3 ubiquitin-protein ligase RFWD3. Bases 187 to 2049 code for a protein of 620 amino acids. Gene Ontology annotation, biological process: interstrand cross-link repair; protein ubiquitination. Gene Ontology annotation, molecular function: protein binding; ubiquitin protein ligase activity. The transcript is spliced from 2 exons. NCBI's taxonomy places the organism in Eukaryota, Metazoa, Arthropoda, Insecta, Lepidoptera, Pieridae. The record is from RefSeq and is a predicted model, not a curated record. Gene Ontology annotation, cellular component: nucleus.
CGUAGAGUGUAGACUAGCGUUUGUGGUUUUAACUUUCAAGAUGUUUCAAAUUAAUAAUUAUUUAAUUUUUAUUGAUAUAUUUUGAUAUUGUGACACUAUUCUUUUAUAAUUCGUUUGUUUACACAUCAUCUCGCAAAUUAAUCGAUCGCACACAAUUUACAUUCUUAUGAGGGAAUAGAAAUUGCUAUGGGGGACAGCUCAGGCAGCAGUCCUAAUAUUAUAAUUGAUGACCAUUCAUCCAACAAUGCCUCGGAGAAUCCUUCACCACCAAGCCCAGACAUUCUGGAUGACAAUUCUCCCUUAAAUGAACCUUCCCCACACUAUGAGCCUUCUUCUCCACACUAUGCGCCUUCUUCUCCACACUAUGAGCCUUCUUCUUCUACAGUGAAUCCUAACUCACCAAGUUAUGAUGUUAUGACUUCUCUAUAUCGGCCUGCUGCACUUGAAUUACAUCUUGAUUUACCCAUUUAUGAACCUGUAAAUCCUUCUAAUAAUAUUUAUGUUGCUAUACCAUGGACUUAUGAAUCCAGGAAUUUAGAACAAUCAGAAGAUAGCAAUCCAGCUAUAGUUAAUGAAGAAUCAAGUAGUUCACCCCAAGACAUAGUUAAAACUUAUGAAAAUUACCAAGAGCCACCUGCAAAAAUACGACGUUUAAGCUCCCCUAAACAAAAUGAUGACUGUGAUGGAGAAACUUGUCCAAUAUGUUUAGAUAACUGGGGAAAUUCUGGUGACCAUAGACUGGUUGCACUCCGAUGUGGACAUUUAUUUGGAGCAAAAUGUGUUGAAAGGUGGCUCAAGACACAAGUGUCUAAGAACAGAUCUUGCCCUACAUGUAAACGUAAAGCAUCUAUGAAAGAUCUGAGAUUUAUUUAUGCCAGACGAUUAGUAGCAGCAGAUACUACACAAAUAACUGCACUUCAAAAACAAAUAGAAAACUUACAGGCUGAGAAAAAUAGAGUAGAAUUAGAGCUUCAAACAUCCAAAAUUGCACAUCGUUCAAGAUUAUUAGAAUUAGAAGUCCUGCGAAAAGCAUUACUGAAAAAACAAGUCAAUAAAGAAGAGACACCACGAAGAUCUUGGAGGUUUGCCUUAGAAAAAAAUUUGGAAAUAUGUAAGGACGGUGAUUGUCGGGUCCUUACAUACAAUUGUCGAACUUAUGAACUGUACAUAUCACAAAAAAGUUCUAACUACUUGUUUCCUGGUUAUGGAAUCAGAAAAGUAAGUUGUGUUGACUACAAAUUGGGACAGUUUAUGCACUUGCAUCCUAAACCAAUCAGAGAUAUAACAUAUUCUCAACCCAGAGAUUUACUUUUGAGUGCUGGCUUAGAUGGUUGUGUUAGAAUUGUGGAAAGAGGAAUACCCAGCUCUACUAUCAAGUGUGGGGUACCUUUGUGGUCAUGCUCAUGGGACAAUCUAAGAAGCAAUGAGUUCUAUGUUGGGGGCGUAGGUGGUGUCAUUUGCCAGUAUGAUGUUCGUAAUCCUAAUACUUAUAUAAAUAAAGUUUCAAUACCUGGAGAUCUUUCACCAGUUGUGUCACUAUGUUCCACAGAAUUUGGACUGUUAUCAUGCCAAUUAAACUCUUGUAAUUUGUGGAGUGUGGGUAAUACAAGACAAUGGAAGCCGCAUGCAUUGCCGGUAGAUGGUCCUUUUAUGUCACUGUGUUAUAAUGGUGCAUCCCAUCAAGUGUUGGUGUCAGGUAGAGCUAGUGGGGCAGAAAGGUCAAAGUUGACGCUGUGUAAGUUAAAAUCAAGUUUUAAAAGUGAUGAAGUGUCAUUUGAUGUUGAGCAUACAUUCAGUGGAUCUUCUCGAUCAUUAACAAUGUCUCGUGCUGCAUGGGUAACAGCCCCAGGAGCAACUUGGGUGGGUGCUCAUUCAGAAAGUGAGUCUGCAUUAUUUUUACAUGGACUUGAUGGAGCAAGGACAAUGUCUUUGCCUGCAGCGGAACCUGCAUUAGAUGUUUGUGCGGCCCAACUAAAUGGUGACACAGUAUUAGCAGCACUGUCAGCCUCUCGACUUAGAUUGUACAAAGCAGUUUCAACAAAUUCCUGACAGAAAGACUACUGGACAUUGUAAAGGCUGUUUUGCAUUUAAUUAUUGACUAGCUUAGCUUUUAAUUACAUAUUUAAAUUGUC